AAUCCGCAUCAUCCUGUCCAGAAGAACCCGGAGGAGCCGGUCAGCUGUUUAUCGAUCAUGAUAAAUAAUGUGCGUGGAUCAAAGGACAGUAUCAGCAUGGAUCAAAAACAUGACGAACGCAUGCAAAGCCACAGGUGUCAUCUGCUGGACCUGCCCUGGGAGGAUGUGUUAGUUACACACGUGUUCUGUUACCUGCCUCUGCGUCACCUGGUCAGCCUGCAGCGCGUCAGCAAGAGCUUUCGUUCCCUCAUACACGUGUACCUGGCCAACUGCCGUAAGUUUGACCCUGCGCAGACGGGGCCAAACAUUCCCAAAGAAGCCUUCUGCUCCAUCCUUCGCCACAAUCAAGUUCUCCACCACCUCUGUGUCAGCAACUGCUCUGAUUGGAUCUCUGAUAAAGAGCUUCUGCCUGUGAUUGGUCAGAACCAGCACCUGCUGCGCGUGGACCUGCGUGGCUGUGUUCAUCUGAGCCGUCACGCUCUGGUGGCGGUGUCUCUGAGCUGCCCGCGUCUCACACACCUGAGCCUGGCACACUGCGAGUGGGUGGACAGCCUGGCGCUGCGCAGUCUAGCGGAUCACUGCUCGGACCUGCGCUCGCUGGACGUCACCGCCUGCCGACAGCUGAAGGACGAGGUCGUGUGUUACGUGGCGGGGAAGUGCCCGGCGCUGCGCUCGCUCUCAGUGGCGGUUAAUGCCAACAUCACGGACACGGCGGUCGAGGAAGUGGCCAAGAAGUGCAGAGAGCUGGAGGAGCUGGACCUCACCGGGUGCCUGCGGGUGCGAAACCAAGCCAUCAGGACGUUAGCCGAGUACUGCCCCAAACUGCGGUCGCUCAAAGUCAAUCACUGUCACAACGUAACCGAGUCCAGUCUGGGUGUUCUGCGCCGGCGUAACGUGGAGAUCGACGUGGAACCUCCCCUACAGAGGGCGCUAGUGCUUCUGCAGGACGUCGUGGGAUUCGCUCCGUUUAUUAACCUGCAGAUUUAACACAUCAGGAACAUCCAGAAGAGGUCUUCUCUCAUCUUACAUGAUCUUUCUCUGGAUGCCUGACAUUUGAAACAACACAUUUGUACACCAAUGCAAUAUCACAGAAGACACACCGCAAAUCCACAUCUCACGUGCUUGAUUGUUUUAGUGUAUUUUAGCAUUUAAAAAGAAACACUACGAUUUACUUGGUUUUCAGAAUGGGGCUUGAUCAAAUCUGGUCUUUUAUGAAAA
This is a messenger RNA of Rhinichthys klamathensis goyatoka, 1218 nucleotides long. It is a transcript of the gene fbxl15, whose product is annotated as F-box and leucine-rich repeat protein 15. Bases 58 to 987 code for a protein of 309 amino acids. Gene Ontology annotation, biological process: SCF-dependent proteasomal ubiquitin-dependent protein catabolic process. The record is from RefSeq and is a predicted model, not a curated record. Gene Ontology annotation, molecular function: protein binding. The transcript has 5 exons. Lineage: Eukaryota; Metazoa; Chordata; Actinopteri; Cypriniformes; Leuciscidae. Gene Ontology annotation, cellular component: SCF ubiquitin ligase complex.